Ilex paraguariensis (yerba mate) is the source of this 1729-nucleotide messenger RNA. NCBI's taxonomy places the organism in Eukaryota, Viridiplantae, Streptophyta, Magnoliopsida, Aquifoliales, Aquifoliaceae. The record is from the annotation of a GenBank genome assembly.
AUGGGGAAGCAAAGCAAACCACGAAAAUCAGAAAACAUCGGCAAAGGAAAGGUCACUCCGGUCCAAAUCGCAUUCAUCGUUGACCGAUACCUCUCUGACAACAACUUCACGCAAACUCGAUCCACUUUCCGUAAUGAAGCCUCGGAUCUCAUCUCCAAAUCCCCAGUUCAAGAGGCGCCGAAGAGUUUGUUAAGUUUGGGGGCAAUGUUGGAUGAGUACAUUUGUUUGAAGGAACAUAAAGUAUUUUUGGAUCAAGAAAAGUGCCGAUUGGAACACGAGAAAUUUCGGGUCCAAAAUCUGUUGCGAGGGAUGCAAGAUGUGAUGAAUCUUUACAAUGUUGGUGAAAUUGUUAAUCCCCCUCCUACGGCUCUGUCAUCAAUGCCUAAAACGGCGGCUGUUGUUCCUCAGAUUGACCAAGCUAUUGUGUCUUCUGCAGGUUUACCUAUGUUCAGCACUCCAGUUGUGGUGUCAACAUCCAGAGCCUCCAACACUAACACAGAUACCCCAAAUUUUUCUACUCCAAUUACACAUCAUACUAUUUCAGCAAGAAAAAGGGGCUUAAAAGAUGUUUCAGAUGCCGCUGUACCGGCAAAGAGGUCACGUUCUCGCAAAUCCACAGGACAGUUGCCGGUCACAGGUUCUGUUCCACUACCAAGCAAUGCAGCCAAUACGCGAGAAACUGCUCUGCAGUUUUCUGCAGUUCAGUCAUCUCCCAAUGACAAUGUCACUAAUGGGUCACCAAUUCAAGGAUCCAGUGUAGCCAAGUGUUUGUUCAAUCAGUCUACUAAAUCAUUUCCUACUAAUUCAUCCGGUCCUAAAACACCUCCACGAGCAACUUCCUCUCAAGCUGAAAAAUCUGUUUCCCCAGUGGAAAUUUCUUCUACUGCUACUUCCAGCAAAGAUGUUACUCCCCAACUAGUCGCAUCCACCAAUUACAUGGUAAUCUCUUCAGAGACCAUUAAAGUGAGCCCUGUCAAGCACAUAUCAUGCUAUACAAUAGAGAAAAAUCAUUGCAUUUCUACUUCUUCGCCAGUAAAGACAACCUUCAAGAGGCUCAGCAAGAGGGAUAAUGUAAAAGGAAGGCUAGAUUUUGAUGUUCCUGACAUGCCAAUGAACUCAGAGAAACCACUAUCUGAUGGCAUAUCAGUUUCUGAGUCUGACAAGGAAGCAGAUGUGUUUGACAUGGAUUUGCCUAAUUUAGAUGCUUUGGGAGUGGAUUUCUCCUUUUCUGACCUGUUGGUUGAUUUUGAUUUUGGUGGUGAGGGAAUUAAUUAUUCUUUUGAGCAAGCCAUGGAUUCUUCUCCAGACUCCCUUACUGGGUCACCAGACGUACUGGGGAAUGAUUCUAUGGGUGCUAAUAAGGUAAUGUCAGAGUUUUCAUCCACUGUAACUGAAAUCCUUUCAGAGAAAGACAUGAAUGUACCAGGCCCAGAUUCCAUGACCUCUGUGAAGUCCAUAACCAAAUGUAUAAAGAUUUUAAGUCCAGUGAAGUAUCACACAAGUCCUUCAAAUCAGGAGAAUUUGUUGACAAGAAACUGACUGGGUUAACAUUACGGAUGACAUUCUACUCUGACAUAGUACUAACACAGUACUCACCACCAAAGCUAAACUGACCUAUCUGCCGGAACCAAUGAUGUUUCUUGUCUAAGACUGGACUAAUUUCUCUAGGAUUACCGUUAAUCUCAGAUGAAUGUUCUGCUUAAUAUACCAACUGAAUUUUUAUGAGGAU